AUGAGUGAAGUAAUAGUUACAUUCAGAAAUAUGAAAGACAAGGAGUUUGUUACUCCUCCAAUGCAGGUUGCAGAGGAUUUCUCACCUGCGCAGAUGGAGCAGUUUCUGAACAGUUUUUUAAAUCAGGACAAGUCCUAUGCCUUCUUCUACAAUGGAGAGCAGAUUCAGAAAAUUCCAGAGUGUGAGAAGGAGCAGACUCUUGAGAUUGAGUUCAUUGCAGUAACAAAGAUUAUGUCUGAGACAGCCAAAAUAGAUGUGGACAGUGCAAUUACUUCAAUUUCAAUACGAAGAAAUCCUGAGAUUCAUAUAGACACUGUUAUAGUGUGCACUACCACUGGAGAAACCAAAGAGUAUUCACUUGGUCCUGGAAUUGAACUAAUAAAGGAGUUUAACUCAUUCAAGCCAAUUAGGGCAGUUACCUCAACAGAAGAGGGUAUAUAUGUUCUUACCACUACAAAUAAAGUGGUUGACAUUGAGAAAGGAGAAAUUGUAUUUGAGGCAGACCAGCCAAUAAGAACAAUUGGAAACUGCAAGAACUAUUUGGCAAUUGGCCUGGCUUCAGAUGAAAUUGUUAUUUUAACAGACAACAAAGAAUCCACACGGUUUAAAGCAGGAGGAGAAAUUGGUAAAACUAUUUUCAGAGUGAUAAAUGACGAGAUUGUUCUAAUAGUUGCUAUUAUAGAAGGAAUAAUUGAGAUAUACAAGGGAAGCGACUGGAAGAAGACUGAGUAUAGUCUUCCUACACCAAUCACUGCUGCUGGGUAUGAGGGAGAGAAGAUAUAUGCUGGCGGGCUAGGUGGUGGCAUAUACAUAUGCAGUAUGAGUGGGCUGGAAAAGCAGUAUCAGUCAGAUGUUGAGUUUAUUUCCAGAAUUGAGUGCGGAACUACAUUCUUUGGGUAUUCAAACAAAAACAGCAUUCUUUUGCGAGACAAAGAAAAUUACACUGGCACUCAUAAGAUAGAACUUAGCACGCCUGUUGCAGAUAUUAAAAUAUCUGGAAAAAGACUGUUUGUUGCCGAGGGAAGCAGUUUAAAAAUGUUCAAUAUAUUUGAUGAAUAAAAAAAUAAGC
Nematocida parisii ERTm1 is the source of this 1069-nucleotide messenger RNA. RefSeq lists its product as uncharacterized. The transcript has a single exon. Lineage: Eukaryota; Fungi; Microsporidia. The record is from RefSeq and is a predicted model, not a curated record. The coding region runs from base 1 to 1059 and encodes 352 amino acids. Gene Ontology annotation, molecular function: protein binding.